Messenger RNA from Cotesia congregata, 888 nucleotides. Lineage: Eukaryota; Metazoa; Arthropoda; Insecta; Hymenoptera; Braconidae. The record is from the annotation of a GenBank genome assembly.
AUGUCGAACGUACUGGAAAUCGACGAGUCAAUAAUAACGAACAAUUUAUUGCUACCAGAGAACAAGCAACAAGACGAAGAUUUAAACAGUCUCUUAAAAAGUUUCGAAUCUCCAGCAUCAGUGACCUUUAAGCCGACUCCAGGAGUCUGCAUCAAGGCUAAAACUGACAAAAAUGAAAAGGUAUUUAUAAACUUGUGUCACACUAAGGAAGUUCCUGCCCCCGAGGACUUGACAGAUAUUGAGUUCGAGAACAUGCUGAAAGAAGAACCUCCGUCUUGGUCGAUUCCCAUGAGCGUCGGCUACGAGAGGUUCGAGUCCGCGAAAGACGGGACCAAGUGCCCGACCUACGACAUUGCCAUCAACAGCGAGUACUUCCAGAAGUGCGAGAGCAAGUACCACUUCAUGCAGUUCACCAUCUGGACCAUUCUGUCCGCGAUCGAGGCCAAGUACGACAAGGUCCUCAGUGCUGAUAACUUUGUUAUCCUCAAGAACCGCAAGGUCAACGGAACACUCCACGAGCACCGGGUGGAGAAGCGCAAGCCCAAGAAACCCAAGGAGCUGCUCCAGGAACGCAAGCCGCUGAUUCAAGAAAUUAAGUCUGGGGUUAAAGACGCUGCGGUUAACCAGGAUUCCUAUGUGCUGCUGAGGGAACCCAAGGAGGGACAGAUGUUGAAGAGUAUCGGGUACUUCAGGCUUCCUAACAAGGUGGUCGAUGAUAAAGACAUCAAGGUCCAAGUCAACCAGGAGAGGGUUGUUGUUAAUGUUGAUAAAUUCCACUACCUUGUUGAUCUCUUCGUGCCUUUUAGUAUUAAAACUGACAAAGUUUCUGCUCAUUAUGAUCCUAAUUUACAGGUUUUGAGACUCGAGAUGCCAGUACUUUUGGGAUAG